Cucumis sativus (cucumber) is the source of this 912-nucleotide messenger RNA. RefSeq names its product sphingoid long-chain bases kinase 2, mitochondrial-like. The record is from RefSeq and is a predicted model, not a curated record. Lineage: Eukaryota; Viridiplantae; Streptophyta; Magnoliopsida; Cucurbitales; Cucurbitaceae. The transcript is spliced from 5 exons. The coding region runs from base 476 to 856 and encodes 126 amino acids.
ACUCUCAGAGAAAGAUUGUCUCUCUUGAUUUGUAUCGCCCAAAAGAAGUUAAAGCUCAAGACAGAGCGACAGGCUUAUGCACUGUCAGCCAAUUUCCUACUCAAGCUGCCCCAAUGAUAGCCAAUGAAAGCAUAUCCCAGUUUCCUAUCCAUUCUGCCAUUCCAGAGACCAAUCAGCUGGAACUAACAGUAGCUUUAUAGGAGCAGCUGAACGAAUAAGUUCUACGAAGAAAAGCGCAAGUUCUUUGACGAAGCCAUAGAAAAGCAUUCACUUUUGUUGGAAACAGAUCCACUCAAUCUGACUGCAUUUUGAAUUCCACAAAACAAACUACAUCAAAUUCUUUUGUAGUAACUUCACACGUUCCUGAUGUCGCUUCCGCAAUUGAGGACUUGUUGGAGCAGACAACUAAGAUUCAAGAUCAGAAGUCACCUGGAAAGACUGGCUGCGAUAAAAGUAUAUCCUUCUAUUAGGAUUGAUGUUUUUUAUGUUUAAACUUUUGGUUUCGUUUGCAUUUGGUUUAAUCCUUAAUGGUACCAGAUUUUCCUACCAGACUGUUCGCAUUGUUGGUCAAGACCAUUCAGAAACUUCUCCAAUUGGUGCUUUAUCUAACCAGUGGUCAAAAAGAGCUGAAAGAAAAGAAGAUGUCGGCAAUUCUACUACUGAAGAUGGGACUGUGGGCAUAUGUGAUGGCUUUAGUGAAACACAAACAGAGUCUCAGGUUGAUGACGGUGAAUGGGAGUUGUAUCCACAAGUAACUGCUCUAUGCAUUGGAAAUGCUAAAUACUUUGACGGUGGUAUGAAAAUUGUGCCAAAUGCCGAUCCUUCCAACAGGAGUCUAGAGGUAGUAAUUCUUUAGGAUUUCAAGUGGUAUGACUUUAUUCUGAAUUUACACAAAAUAUACAAUGCGGACAU